AUGGCAGUAAAAACAACACGGCUGCAUUCGACUGUAAUAAAAAAGAUUUGUUUACAUCAGUUCCACGUAGAGUCUAUAAAAAAUUUAUUAAAGGAUCUUAUGGAAUGUUUCUCAAUGAAAGAAAAUACUGAAAACUUAAAACUUUUGUUGAUGAUGGUGGUUGAGAAAAUUCUUCUGUGUUUUCCAAAAUUGGUUCACUCGUUUUUUGCUUUAAUUGUCAUUGAUUUGAGAUUCAGAGAAAAACAAUCACGGAAAUGUCACGUAGUGGUGUAA
Messenger RNA from Clunio marinus, 273 nucleotides. The record is from the annotation of a GenBank genome assembly. NCBI's taxonomy places the organism in Eukaryota, Metazoa, Arthropoda, Insecta, Diptera, Chironomidae.